GUAAAGGAAGCAGAGGGAGCUAGUGCGGCUCUUUGGUUGGAUCCCAACGUAUACCUUCCUUAAAAUUUCAAAAUGUUAUAUUCUUAAAUAACUUUGAAAAACAACAACAGUGUUAAGGGAGGGCAAUCGUGGAUCAGAGGAAGAUCGAUGAUCUGUGAUUGACUUGUACGCCUGGAAAAAGAGAGAGCGAGAGGGAAGGAGAGAGAGCCGAGCAGAAGUUUCCUUCUGGUUGACACUCGCGUCCCCAGAGCUCCGGGAGACGCCAAAGGCUGCAGGUCCAACUUGUUUUCGUCCUUUCUAGAACCAUGCGUGCGUUGGCUGCUGGACGACACGGGUGCAGCCAAGUUCUGGUGCGGUUCUAAAGUGUCGGUGGGCUCUCAAGGAGGAGAGGAGGGGUUGGGGGUGCACAAGAAGGAUGACUUUAGGGACGGAUAUGUCCGACAGCUCUGCAUUGUCCGAUGAUGUGGACAUUGACGUGGUCGGGGGGGACCUGUCCGUCGGGAAGGACGGCAAGUACCUGCACCACGACUUCAACCUGGACUCCGAUGAUAAUUACUCGCAGAACGCAGAGGAAGGGGCGUCCUCGCCGGGUCUGAGCAGCUCCGACUGCCCAGCCGAGCAGAUGGGGCUCGGCGCCGAGUCCGGGUCGGUCCUGGUGGGCGACAAGGCGAGGAAAAGCGCCUUGGUGAAGCCCCCUUACUCCUACAUCGCGCUCAUCACCAUGGCCAUCCUGCAGAGCCCCAAGAAGCGGCUGACCCUCAGCGAGAUCUGCGAGUUCAUCAGCAACAGGUUCCCCUACUACCGCGAGAAGUUCCCCGCCUGGCAGAACUCCAUCCGGCACAACCUCUCCCUCAACGAUUGCUUCGUAAAAAUCCCGCGGGAGCCCGGUAACCCCGGGAAGGGCAACUACUGGACGCUGGACCCGGACUCGGCGGACAUGUUCGACAACGGGAGCUUCUUGCGCAGGAGGAAGCGCUUCAAGAGGAACCAGGGCAACGAGAUUCUGCGGGACGCCGGGGGCUUUCUCCCCGGGUUCGGAUACAGCCCGUACGGAUACAGCUACGGACUUCAGCUACAGAACUUCCACGCCGCGCACAGCCCGUACCACCCGCACCACCACCCGCACGCGGGCGGCUCCUUCCCGUUCCCCAACGCGCCGUGCACCUUGCCCUCGAACAUCUUCCCCGCGGCGCCACCUCCCUUGCCCGACCUGAGGAAGCCCUUCUACCCGUCCCUGGCGCCUGUCAAGACGGACUCGAGCGCGCCGAGUCGACCGUCCUUCUCCAUCGACAACAUCAUCGGUGCGGCCAACUCCGCCGCGUCGUCGUACAGCGCGCAACCGGGUGGGCAGGCGCACAUCUUGGCCAUGCUCAGCCCGGCUUUGGCCUCCGCUUCCAACCACUUGAGCCUGGCGCAAGACUUGUUACAGCCCGGUCCACACGGGCAGACUUUCCCCAGCAAAAACUUGAACACUUGCCCUUUCUGAAGAAAAAAACUGAACAUAUUUUUAUUAAUAAAAAGCCAAAAGUGGUGUGCUCCUAUGUGAAGGUAGGCUGAACAUUAUUGAUGGGGUAAAAGUAAGUAUUGUGCUUUGGCUCCUUAAGAAGGUUUAUUUAUGCUUUGUAAAUAGGUGCAUUUGGGAAACAAUAAUGAUCCGUCCAAAUAGGCCUUAACACGGCCUCCAUUUUGUGUUAUAAGCAAAUUAACAGUUAAGUUAAACGUGUCCCGGGGGUUAACAUUUUUACAUAUUUUCUGUUUUUAAAUAGCGUGGUGGCACAUGAGACAGACAACUCAGGUUUUAAACAGAAAAGCAAAACAGCAUCAUCGCUAAAUCUCCUGCAAAAGUGAUUUAAAAAAAAAAGUUGUUGGUUUAAAAAAAAAAAAAAAGCACAUUACCCCCUUUCAAACUUGUUCCAUGGUUGUAUUU
This is a messenger RNA of Syngnathus typhle (broad-nosed pipefish), 1927 nucleotides long. RefSeq names its product forkhead box D2 (gene foxd2). NCBI's taxonomy places the organism in Eukaryota, Metazoa, Chordata, Actinopteri, Syngnathiformes, Syngnathidae. Bases 416 to 1486 code for a protein of 356 amino acids. The record is from RefSeq and is a predicted model, not a curated record. Gene Ontology annotation, biological process: anatomical structure morphogenesis; regulation of transcription by RNA polymerase II; cell differentiation. The transcript has a single exon. Gene Ontology annotation, molecular function: DNA-binding transcription factor activity, RNA polymerase II-specific; RNA polymerase II cis-regulatory region sequence-specific DNA binding.